Messenger RNA from Cyphomyrmex costatus, 1088 nucleotides. RefSeq names its product odorant receptor Or2-like. NCBI's taxonomy places the organism in Eukaryota, Metazoa, Arthropoda, Insecta, Hymenoptera, Formicidae. Gene Ontology annotation, biological process: detection of chemical stimulus involved in sensory perception of smell; sensory perception of smell. The coding region runs from base 41 to 916 and encodes 291 amino acids. The transcript is spliced from 4 exons. Gene Ontology annotation, cellular component: plasma membrane. Gene Ontology annotation, molecular function: odorant binding; olfactory receptor activity. The record is from RefSeq and is a predicted model, not a curated record.
UUUCGCGAUAAAUCGUGGCGCCUUGAUAAAUUAUCACCGAAUGCUGAAUAAUCUUUUCGAGGAGGAGCUUACGCGGAAUAAAAAAGUUCAAACGGUAGUAUUUUCGGCAUUACGUAAGACAUGCACUAUGGCGUAUGGAUAUUUCUUGGUUUCAAGUUUAUUGAUCUUGGGGUAUUUUACGCCCCCAUAUUUCCUCAUAAUCCGAGGUCUUUUGCAUUCCCAUUUAACUACGAACUUUACCCUACCAGUCAGUGGAGGAUACGGAUAUUUCUGGACUGUUCCCACCAACCUUUUAUAUCAUCUACAUCUACUAUUCGAAACUUCCUGUUCACUCAGCUUGAUAACGGCGUACAGCGUUGACACCGCAUUUGGUUUCUAUGUCUACCAGUUCUCCUCGACAAUGCGCGCCAUGAGCUUUAGGCUCAUGAAUCCUCUGCCCACUGAAAAGUUUUUAGAUCUGCUGAGGAUGUGCGUGGAAAAGCAUCAGAGACUAAUGCGAUGUCGCGACACACUGGAGCAUGUCUAUGGACCCAUCGUCUUUUGGCAUGUUAUCUCCAACGCUGUACUUCUUUGCGCGUUGAUAUAUAACGUAACAACAUUUUCGGAUUUCAAUAAUUUAUACAUAUUUGUGUCAUAUGCUUUAAUAAAAUUGCUGCAAACAUUUACAUACUCAUGGUAUGGCACUAUUCUCACAAGUGCGGCCGAGGACUUUCGUAAUGGAAUAUACUUUGGCGAAUGGCUUAAUUCUAAUCUUAGUCGUCACGUGAGAACUAACGUUGUUCUGAUUAUGAUGCAAAAGCCAAUAACUGUAAGUGCAUUUUAUUCGCCAGUCUGUAUCACCAUGUUUACUAAUUUCAUGAAUACUACAAUAUCCUAUUUCUUCCUGUUGCAAUCAGUUGGUGAUCAAGACGGGUAGAGUUGGACGCUGCAUAUGUUUUGUAAAUCCUGGCAAAUUCGUAAAAUAAUUAUGAUACAUUAUUAAAAGAACUAACGAAGUAAAUGCAAUCAAUGUAAUCUGUUAACUAAACAUAAACAAAAGGUCUCUUAUUAUAUAAUAAAACAAGAGUUAUAAUAAAAUACACAAGUCA